UGUGUCGGUGUCGUGUGUCUGUGUCUGUUCCUCUGCCGUGUGUCUGUGUCUUUGACCCCGUGUGGCUGUGACUGAGCAGCAAUAUGAGAACUGGCGGGAGAACCAGCCAGACAACUUCUUUGCGGGUGGAGAGGACUGUGUGGUGAUGAUCGCCCACGAGAACGGCAAGUGGAACGACGUGCCCUGCAACUACAACCUGCCCUACGUCUGCAAGAAGGGAACAGUGCUGUGUGUCAACCCUCCCACCGUGAAGAACGCCUUUCUGAUUGGUCGUAAGCGGUCCCACUAUGACAUCCACUCAGUGGUGCGUUACCAGUGUGCCGACGGGUUCCUCCAACGCCACGUCCCCACGGCCAAGUGUCGUGCCAACGGCAAAUGGGAGCGGCCCAAAAUCAUCUGCACUAAGUCCCGGGGAGCACAGCGCUACAGGCGGCACCAUGACCAUCACAACGGCCGACGGGAGCGCAGAAAGCACAAGAAGCACGGCCAUGGACACGGAGAGGGGGGCCACCACGGAGGGGAUCAGGGCCACAGGCAUGGGCACGGGCACGGGAACGGGAACGCUCAUGCCCACAUCUGAACCAAAAACGUCCACUGCCCGAACCUCGCCUCGCUGCCCAGUCUCCUUCCUCCCCCUCUCUACCCCCUCUCCUGCCCUGUUCCUGACCCCACAACCUGGCUCCCAGAGCCAGCCUGUAUCAUACUCAACUCUGAGGCCUGACAGCCGACUGCUAGGCCUCACUGAGACAAUAACAAUCUCUUUGUACUCUUCUUUACCUUCACUGCUUUUCUGUCUCACUCCCGGCCUACUUUUAUCAAGUCAACGAGGACCCAGGAUAUGGGGCUUUGCUCACCUGUUAAAAUCUGAAGAGGUUUCUUUUGUUUCCUUCUAUUUUUACAUUAACGAUCGUGGAGGAGGAGGUUUAGUACAAACUGUAAAUAAUGACAACAUCGUCAGAAAAUUCUGUAUCAAAACCAGAAGAGUCGAGGAAUACAUGUACAUGCAAUCCAUGUUUUUCAAUUGAGUCUUCGUUCUAACCUUGUUUUUAACAGAUGUAUUGUCUGACUGUAUUUCUUGACUUUGCUGUUUUUGGUUAGCUCUUUGGAAGACCUUUUGCUUAAUGACCUACAACAGUUAUUCUGAACAGAUUUAGCUACGGGCUUUCUUUGACACUGGCAAUUCUACUGGUUUCGAAUGACUAGCAUUGUAUCUCAUCAUUGUUACGACAGUCACUUUUAACUGGGUGUAGAGGAAAACCGAGAAAAUGCACAGUUAGCCUGUAUCCAAAUCGACCUCACGCCACUGAGGUUGAUCCAGAAGCUCAAGCUUCUCCCCGUAGUGGUGGAAGACCCCCACAGCAGUCCAUGUUUCUUCUAACGAUAUCAUCCUACUGUACGUGUUUCCUUUCUAAGUCACUCUGUGUUCCUGCUUCACUAUUAGAGGAGAUAGCUAGUAAGGAGUCGAGAAACACAACCCAGAAUACGGCAGAUUAUGACUAGCCUCUCUGAGUCUGGUUUCCCAGCUAGCUAAUAGGCAAUGAUCCUUCGUCAGAAUUCUCUCAUACCCAUCACCACACUCUCAUAUUCCGUCUAUGUCCCGGUGUCAAUGGUCUGUUCGUCUUCCAUUUUGGAGUUCUACUUCUCUGGCCCGCUGAGGAGAAAUUGUUCUGUCAGACUGUCAGAGAGAGAAAAGGAGAGGGGGAGGAAUAGAGAGAGAGAGAGAGA
Molecule: messenger RNA, 1725 nt
Organism: Salvelinus sp. IW2-2015
Lineage: Eukaryota; Metazoa; Chordata; Actinopteri; Salmoniformes; Salmonidae
Source: RefSeq, a predicted model, not a curated record